CACAGAUUCACUUUAUGGAUCGAUCAUCCAAUGAUCGAAUGGAUUCGAGACAAGUCACGCAUCUGAGGGCUGGCCGUCUCCACCCUUACACACGGCCACACACCCGUAGCUACGUCGAAAGAGCCAUCGAACCGCCCAGCCUCUGACCCCUCUCAAGCAAAGACGUCGAUAUGUACACAAAAACUCGCGGGUCAUAUGACAUACUACAAGAGCUCCUGAGGCAGCGAAGCUGCUUAGUUGAUGUCUACGUCUCCAUCAGUCGAAACAAACCUCCAAUACAGACAGACAGCACACCCACUGCAUCCACCGCAACAAUGGGCACCUGAAUUCACACAAACACACAGACGGAUGACCAGCCAGCCAGCCGUCCAGCCAGGGGCAGCCCAGUUCUGUCUUUGCGAGUGUGUCGGUCACCCAUGGAAACUGCCAUCUAGUAGUAUACAGGCCCAAAGAGGGGGAGGCCGAGGAAUCGGGGAGUCCGACGCCUGUUACCUAAAGGCGUGGCACACACAUCCAUGCAGCCGUGGGCGGGUCAGCAAGCGAUGCACUCCUCCCCCCCUCCCCGCUCUGGCUGCCUUGCUCCUCCAUCGCUCACUCGUUCACUCACUCGGCGGCCGUUGGACGAUAAGGCGGAUGGGCUCGAAGGAGCUGUCGCCCUUGCCGGCGAACGCCUCGCCCACGGGAAGGCCAAGGUCGACGGUGCGCUCCUCGAGACUGUAGGAUGCAUUGCCCAUGUAGUUGACCGGGUAGAAGGGGUGCUUCUGGACCAUAUCCGUGGCGAAGAUAUAGCCGGGUGUCCCGGCUGUCACACAGAUGGGAAAUGGUCCUGCGAUGAUGCUGCCGCCCUCCACUAGCUCCACCCAUUUCUCGAUCACCUGUCGUGAGCUGCGAGGGCUGGCCGUCGGAGCCUUGGGGGAGGCACCGAGGGCCUUGUGAGUGGCAAAGGGGCGGCGGGCGAGAGUGGCGAGUGGGAGCGGCCGCGACGCAGUGAAGGGGGCGGGGCCGAUGAACAAUGAUGGAUCACCAGACGGCUGCACACACACACACAGAGAGAGAGAGAUUGAUGUCGGUGUGUGUGCACUCUGCCUGUUUGUGUGCGGCCGGCGCUUCCGACAAACUGACCUGUGUGCUGGUUUGCAGGCAUCCACACGUGAGCCAAACAGGAGGGCCAAGAAGCAGCAGCAGCUCAGCAGGGAACCCAUCGAGAAAGAUCUCAACGCGAUUUCGCUGGCAUCGCUGCCCUGCCCGUCGAUGAACAGAAUAAGCUCGUCGUAGAUAGCAGAUCUCAACCCCAUACCGCUGACUCCCUUCACUGUCGCUGCGUGUACG
This is a messenger RNA of Vitrella brassicaformis, 1329 nucleotides long. NCBI's taxonomy places the organism in Eukaryota, Vitrellaceae. The record is from the annotation of a GenBank genome assembly.